This is a messenger RNA of Magallana angulata, 849 nucleotides long. RefSeq lists its product as uncharacterized. The coding region runs from base 318 to 773 and encodes 151 amino acids. The transcript is spliced from 3 exons. Lineage: Eukaryota; Metazoa; Mollusca; Bivalvia; Ostreida; Ostreidae. The record is from RefSeq and is a predicted model, not a curated record.
UAUACAACGUCAAAGACAUUUAUGUCGAAAUCAAUUUCUUUUUCCGUCAGGUAUAUUGGAUCGAUCCUCAAUGGAACGCCAGUCCCGGCCCAAGCAGUGCGAUUCUGGGAAUAAUUGCUUCACUCGACGUUAACUACCAGCAGGCUUGGGACGGAGUUCUCCGCUAGACUAGCUACAAGGUGGGAGUACAAAAUCUCAGACACCUAGCUACAAAAUAUGGAAGCUUAUCGGAUAGUGUAUUCUUGAAAACGCUGAAAGAAGUUACCCAGGUUGACCUGAAUCGAACCAUUUUAUCAUGACUUCGUUUGUCUAAAAGUAUGGGACACGGGAUUGACUCUAGGAUGCUAACCAUGCUUUUUUAUGUGUUUUAUUUCACAGGAUCAGACAGCGCCAUAAUAAUCAAAGAGGAGGACUUGGGGAAUCUUUCCUGUCACAAGUGUGAGGAGAACUUUAAGCAGCAGUGGGAUCCAUACACAGUCUGCCAAAUACAGCCCAAUAAUACCCCGCUCAUACCCUGCCUAAGGUCGGAAACUUACUGCAUGGUUGAGCGAAUUUCUAUAAUGGGUUUGACAACCAGCAUCAAACGUGAGUGUGCAGCCGAGUGUUACUACGGCUGUAGAUCAAAGAACUUCGGAGUGACGACACGGUCGUGCACUUCCUGUUGCCAAACGACCGGAUGUAACACUGGGAACGCAGCGGAAGUGAUAACCCAAUCAAAGUAUUGCCUGAUUGUACUGUUUUUACUAAUGACAUCACUUCAAUUCGUUCGAUAGGUACAUUUUUCAUCCAUGUCAACCCGAUCAUGUUUUUGAUUUGCUGUUUAUUGUUGCUGAAUAAAUAUUGAUUGAU